AUGAUUCCUGUUUUCCUUGAAAAGGGGUCCUCGUCCACACUAAGCCCACUGUUGCGUUCUCACCUCAAUGUUCAUUUUUCUGUACGAGGGUGGAGACUGGCACCACCCCGACGAUGUUCGCCCUACGCACGGUCUGCUUCCUCAAUGCACGCUGGCCACAUGCAGCUGAAUGAAAAUGAAGGCAUCCUCUACAUUAACAAUAUCUUUCCCUAUCGGCUUCAAUGGUUACUACGUGGUCCUUUGAGCAAUGUACAGCCUCAUGGCGGGCUUUUGAAACGAGUAAACAACCCAGACUUGGCCGCACCAGAUGCUGUCAAUAUUGCUCAGCGUGCACUGCCAGAAUCUUUGAAUCUUGAAAUUAAAGAUGUGGUGCCACGGUAUAAAGAGGGCGGCGCGUUCAUCAAAUAUGCGCGCAAACCCGAUGUCAAAGACAACGAAAUCAUCGCUGCAGUUCAACAACAUCUUGCCAAAAACCCUAUCAGGCCAUGGUUUAACCCCUUUCUUUCGGCAGAGGCAGACCUAGUCAUAGGAAGACCAUGGAUUGAAGAUCUUUACCGGAUUCCCAGCGAAACCUUGAAGGUUGAAUUUUUGCCUAAUUCUUCAGAUGGGCCAGCCACUGAAAUGACUCAAGAAGCUCUCUAUAGUCUUUUCCGUCCUUACGGAAAAUUACUGGAUGUUCAAAGACAGCCCCCAGAUUCAAAGGUCGAGCCAAGGUACGCCAUCUUGCGGUUCAACCACCCUCGGUUCGCUAUGAUGGCACGGAACUGUCUGCAUGGCUAUGCUGCUUCCGAGGAAGAAGGAGGCGGCAAAACUGGUACUAGAUUCAAGAUAAAUUAUGAGCGGAAGGUCAGGAUGACCAUGAUCAAGGACUGGAUCUUGAGUCACCCCAGAAUCGUCUUUCCAGCUAUCGCAGCGCUAGUAGCGACAAUCACGGUCAUUAUAUUCGACCCCAUCCGCACAUUUUUCAUCAAGCUCAAGAUCAAGUCCACUCUCCAUACUGAUGACAAUAUCGUGGUGAAGUGGAUCCGUCAAAAAAAUUCGUCAAGCGAAUCGACGAAGCAGGACCCCCGUGGACUGGCAGCCAUUUGGGAAGACCGACAAAAUGACAUCUCACAACUGGAGGCCUGGUUGAGCGAGACCACGGAGACAUUCAUUGUUUUACAUGGUCCGAGGGGCUCAGGGAAACGAGAGCUAGUUUUGGAUCGAUUGCUCAAGAAUAGCAGUUAUACAGUGGUCAUCGACUGCAAGGAGAUCCAGGAGGCACGUGGUGAUACGGCCAGGAUCUCCCGAACAGCAGCUCAGGUUGGCUACCGACCAGUCUUCUCUUGGAUGAAUAGCAUCACCAGUCUCAUCGACUUGGCUUCUCAGGGAAUGAUUGGAACCAAGGCUGGAUUCUCCGAGACAUUGGACGCCGAACUUAACAAGAUCUGGCAGAACACGGCCGUUGCCAUGAAACGAGUCGCUUUGGAAAGCAGACACAAGGAUGACAAUGAUUUCAAUCUCACUGAAGAUGAAUAUCUCGAGGCCCACCCCGAGAAAAGGCCAGUCGUGGUCAUUGACAAUUUCCUUUAUGAUCCCGAGGACUCCAUCGUGCUUGACAAGCUUACUGAGUGGGCAGCUGGCUUGACCACGGCCAAUGUCGCACACGUAAUUUUCUUGACCACUGAUUCCUCUUUUACGAAGCCUCUUAGCAGGGCUCUUCCAAAUCAGGUAUUCCGCACAAUCAGCCUGGGUGACUGUUCCCUUGAGGUGGGACGUCGUUUCGUAUUGACGCAUUUGGAAUCGGAUGGCGGCGAGGACAACAAGAAACCGGAGAUGGAUUUGAGCGGCCUGGAUGACUGCAUUCGGGUUCUAGGUGGCCGUGUCACUGACCUAGAGUUUAUGGCCCAUCGAAUGGAGGCAGGUGAAAGCCCACAAGCUGCCGUGGAAAGAAUUAUCGAACAGUCUGCUUCUGAGAUUCUCAAAAUCUUCAUUCUCGGAACGGACUUCGUUUCACCCCAAUGGACCCGUGAACAAGCAUGGCACAUCAUCAAAUCUCUCGCUCAAUCAAAUGAUGGAGCACUCCUGUACAACAAAAUUCUCCUCUCAGAUCUCUUCAAGGACAAUGGUGAAGCCACUUUGAGAGCACUGGAGCAGGCCGAAUUGAUCUCUGUUGCAUCUGUCAAAGGAUUCCCACGCUGGAUCAAGCCCGGAAAGCCGGUCUACAAGACCGCAUUCCAGCGAUUGAUUGAGAACAAGACUCUAGAAAGUCGUUUAGAUCUGCUGAUUCUCGCUGAGUUGAUCAGUAGUGAGAACAAGAGUAUCGGAAAGUAUGAACAGGAGUUGUCGCUCCUUGGCUCGCUACCAAAGCAUCCAUGGCAACUCACGCCGCGGAUUGAGUGGCUACUGCGGAAGAUACAAGGCUCACAGGCCAAUAUUCUCAAGUAUGAAACCGACAGCGCCACUUUGAAGAAGAUUCUGCAGAGCGAAGAAUGA
This is a messenger RNA of Penicillium taxi, 2475 nucleotides long. RefSeq lists its product as uncharacterized. Gene Ontology annotation, molecular function: RNA binding. Bases 1 to 2475 code for a protein of 824 amino acids. Gene Ontology annotation, cellular component: mitochondrial inner membrane. The record is from RefSeq and is a predicted model, not a curated record. The transcript is spliced from 4 exons. Lineage: Eukaryota; Fungi; Ascomycota; Eurotiomycetes; Eurotiales; Aspergillaceae.